AUGCAACUGCUACAAGUCUCUGGGGCAGCAUAUUACGAUUCCUUGCUCGGUCGUCGACCACAAAACCCGCCCCAGGAUUUCACUCGCGUUCUGUAUAUUCCUCGUCACAGUUCAGCAACCGUGCACCUCCCGCUAUAUGAUGUCGCGGAGCAGUAUCAUAAUGCUGUCAAGGGAUGCGUCCUGAACAGCAGCCAGUACGCAGUUCAACUGAGUAUGAUGGAGAAGCCGCGAGAUGAUGGGAUGAACUGCGAGGUGGCCUAUCAUGUCAACCUAGAUAGAAGCGCGACAGACAAUGCGACAGUCCGAUUGCAAGUGCAGCGGAGAUCGUUGUUUGAGGAUGGCGAGGCAAUAGCGCAAGCUCUGAUUCGACCGCCUCAUGACGGAUGUCUACUCGCUAUCGGCAAUAGUCAGAAAGGAACUGACACGUGUUGCAUGCUCAUGGCAGCCUCCUUCCCGAUACAACCGAGCAUCCGAGGAAAAUAUAGCAUCCCCCAUCCUUAUUUCACGUUCCUGCUGCCAGGGAAGAACAACAACCAACGGAUAGUCCAAUGGCAGGUCCACCCCAAGGAAGAUAGCCUGCGUCGAUACACAUUAGUUGAAAUAGGUGCGGCAUCGGAAGGGCCUGACGUCGCGCUGUCGAAAGACGAUGCGCGAGAGCCUAAAAUUCUAGCAAUCUACCAUCAUAUCGGGAUCGCCGUGUGGUUGCCAAAAGAUUUCAGCGAAGGUGUGCUUCUGCUACCAGACCAAGCAGGGUCGGAAGAUAACGAACGGGAGGCUCAGUGGGCUGAGGUGCUCGAUCACGGCGCUGACUGCAAAUACCAGGCCAAAUUUCCCAAGAAGAAGACCGCUCGUCGUCGCCGACUAUUCAACCCAUCCGCUAAUAGUAGCUGUUUACACACUGACAUUGCCCCGGUAAUAUCUAACAACGCGUUUCUCAUGAUGACUUACGUCGUGCAGAAGCAGAAUCUGGAUUAUGGCGAGAACAGCAUCUUGUUCGUCCUCAUGCAGGAAAUUAGGUCCCUGGCUCUUCCUGAUUUCCUCGCUGAGAGCGCUGUUUCUGCCUUCCAAGCUUCAGCCAAUGAGAUCUUACAAUGCGACAACAACAUCUCAGUCUGGGUGAGAUUGAGUAUCUUUGGAAUGUCGUCUGGCAAUUCCAUUGCGUUUCUGCUGGGCUUCUCAGAAGACGGUCGCGUUGGCACGCCCUCUGUCCGUCCAGGCGUGUCCGAGCCCGGUGUUGGGGUAGUAGAGUCUUGUUUCGACUCAGCAAUGCUAGAUUUAGCUUUGGUGUUCCUUGGAGUCGGCACUCGUGCGCCUUUCCAUCUUCCCCGACUAGCGAUUCCGCAAAACCGGUACUGGUCGGGGUACCCGCCGCAUUCUAAGCCUUUUGAGAUGCAACGUUGA
This is a messenger RNA of Aspergillus thermomutatus, 1401 nucleotides long. RefSeq lists its product as uncharacterized. NCBI's taxonomy places the organism in Eukaryota, Fungi, Ascomycota, Eurotiomycetes, Eurotiales, Aspergillaceae. The record is from RefSeq and is a predicted model, not a curated record. The coding region runs from base 1 to 1401 and encodes 466 amino acids. The transcript is spliced from 5 exons.